Telopea speciosissima is the source of this 915-nucleotide messenger RNA. RefSeq names its product M protein, serotype 5-like. The record is from RefSeq and is a predicted model, not a curated record. The transcript is spliced from 2 exons. The coding region runs from base 1 to 915 and encodes 304 amino acids. NCBI's taxonomy places the organism in Eukaryota, Viridiplantae, Streptophyta, Magnoliopsida, Proteales, Proteaceae.
AUGGCCCUGAAUUGCGUUACCCCAGCGGACCAGGACUGGCUUUCUGAGAUGUUCGAUGAGACGUUGGAGAAAUCCACCCUUGCACGGGCCUAUGAGGCUUUGGCUUUUGCUUCGAAGUUGGUAGAGCGCAAGAGGAAGGUCGCCUCGGUGUAUCAGGAAUUCGAGAGCGAAAUGACAGAGUUGAGGAAGGUUGUCCAGUACAAUGAUGAGUGGUUCUCUUGCCUAAAUACCGACUUGACCACUCUGAGGGCAGAAAAAGACUCUGCAGCGAAAGUGCUGGAGGCAACUCAGGAGAGUCUGGAGAAGUUGGAGGAGCAAGUCCGAUCAUCCGUGACCUCUUACAGGAAGGUAAAAAAGAAGCUGGAAGAGAAGAAACAAUUGCUUCGUGAGCUGCAGGUUGAGAUGGAUAGCUUGCGGGUUAGAAUUAAUGAUGCUGGAACCAAGGCCCUCAAUAAGUAUCUUAAAUCUGAAGCUUGCAAGGUUCAUUAUAUGGCGACGGCUUCCCUGGCCGUGCUGAAGACUGCUCACUCCAUCUGGGUUCAAGUAAAGGAGAGGCAACCGGAUUUCAACUUCGAGGGGAUAUCCGAAGUGGAGAACAUGCUUAUGUGGUUAGAGUCAGGCGCCUACAAGCCUGGCUCCUCGGUUGGAAAAUUGGACAUCCCUCGUCCCUCUUCUUUUGUGAUUCCUCAGGUGCCCCUUGACGAGGUCGGUGGGCAAAGCUCUUCAUUCAGCCCUGGUGGAGCUACUGCCAGUGGAACUAAGCAAAUAGUGAAUUCUGCUCCUCUUGAGACUGCCCCUGAGCAAAAUGUUGCGCAAAGUGUCGAGCAUGGAGAGGAGAAUCUCCCCCCAGUCUUGUCAACCAUGCCAGCUGCUCUUGUGACCCCUGAAGAUGCUGUAGAUACCCCUAUGAUUUAA